ACCGGGUCGGCAGCCUCGCAACUCGCAACUGGAGAAAAGGCACCCCGUCACCAUUCCGCGGCUGUGCGAAUGUGCCAUUAUCCCGUGAGUACAAAGCUUCCGGAACACUGAUGACAGAAACCUCCAAUGCCACAUGACGGAUCAAACAACCUGCUGUGUGUGGCAGCACGCCAAGACGGCGCGAAGGGCACUACUGGAUGCGCGUGAUCGCCUGUCGCGAUAGGAUCGGCAUGACAAUCAUUAGGAGUGGCACUGACAACCUGGGGGAAGUUAUAAUGUCCUAUAUGAGGCAGAAAGUAAAUGAAUGUCUAUCUAAAACAAAUGCUAAAUCAUACAUCAUGUAAGCAUUUUUGUCUUAACCUCGCAAUUUUUGGCCAAUGACAAAUGAUGGGUUGCAAUAUUUCCAAGUGUCAGUGUCUACAGUAAUUUUGAAUUAUCAUAACCUACGGAGCCAUAUGUAACUAUUAGUGGUCCUGUUAGAUGUUACCAUCAGAGACACUGAAUUGUGUAAUCAAAUCGAUAAAAAUGGAAGCAAAAUCAACCGGAGGAUUCAUAUCCCGGGCAUGAAUGCUUUCGUCCUACUUUCCGUUACAUUUGCAUGAUCCCCAUUCGUCGUCCCCUUCCCUCCACCCUUCCCCAACCGAGCAGCCUGCCCGCCUCCGCCCCUCCGCAAUAUAACCACCCCGACCACCGCGCCGCACACUCCAGUGGCGACUCCGCUAGUCCGCUCCUCCCAGUCGCGCGCACGCACAACAUGAUCCAACCAUCAACAAUGCCUCCUCCGGCCCGCCUCCUCCCCCUCCUCGUCCUCCUCCUCAUCCAUCUCCCCUCCUCCCUCUCCUCCCGCCACCACCACCACCGCAGUACCCCGUCCCCGUCGCCCGCCGCGGCACCGGCGUCCUCCGUCUCGGCGCCGCUCGCCGUCCUCCUGGCCUGCAACGCCACCCGCUUCCAGCCGGCCUGCGUCUCCACUCUCUCCGGCGCCGGCUCCGACGCCUCCGCCUCCGACCUCCUCGGCGCCACGCUGUCCGCGCUCCGCGCCCGCAUCCCGCCCGCCGUCUCCACGGCCAAGUCCGUCCUCGCCGCCUCCUCCAACGUGAACCUCUCCAACGCCGCCACCAACUGCCUCACCUUCCUAUCCCUCUCCUCCCGCCGCCUCGCGCCCUCCCCCUCGCCGCCGCUGCUCUCCGCCUCCACCGCGCUGCUCCACCUCUACGACUGCUGGUCCGCGUACAAGUACGUCAACUUCUCCCACACCAUCUCCGACGCCAUGGCCUACCUCCACGACACCAUCGCCGUCAACAGCAACUACAUCUCCAUGCUCGCCGCGCGGCAGCGGUACGGCGACGAGACCUCCCGCUGGCGCCCGCCGCAGACGGAGCGCGACGGGUACUGGCCGCCCGCCGCGGCCGCGUCGAAGGAGGCGGAGCCCGACGUCGACGCGCUCGGGGUGCCGCGAGGGCUGGCCGCGAACGCGACGGUGUGCGCCGCGGGGUGCGACUACAAGACGGUGCGCGAGGCGGUGGCGGCCGCGCCGGACUACGGCGAGGGGCCGUUCGUGGUGCGCGUGAAGGAGGGGGUGUACAGGGAGACCGUGAGCGUGCCGUGGGAGAAGACGAACGUGGUGCUCGUUGGCGACGGCAUGGGGAAGACGGUAAUCACCGGCGACCUCAACGCCGACACGCCCGGCGUGUCCACCUUCAACACGGCCACCGUAGGCGUGCUGGCGGACGGCUUCAUGGCGCGCGACCUGACGAUCUCCAACACGGCGGGCCCCGACGCGCACCAGGCGGUGGCGUUCCGCUCCACGGGCGACCGCACGGUGCUGGACGGCGUGGAGCUGCUGGGCCACCAGGACACACUGUACGCGCACGCCAUGCGCCACUUCUACACCCGCUGCCGCGUCGCCGGCACCGUCGACUUCGUCUUCGGCAACUCCGCCGCGGUGCUCCACGCCACCGCCCUCCUCGUCCUGCCCCGGCAGCUGCGCCCCGACAAGGGGGAGAAAGACGCCGUCACGGCGCAGGGCCGCACCGACCCGGCGCAGCCCACGGGGAUCGUGCUCAGCGGCUGCGCCGUCAACGGCAGCGACGAGUACAUGGAGCUCUACCGCCGGAAGCCCGACGCGCACCGCGUCUACCUGGGCCGGCCGUGGAAGGAGUACUCCCGGACGGUGUACCUUCGGUGCACGCUCGCGGAGAUCGUGCAGCCGCAGGGGUGGAUGCCCUGGGACGGGGACUUCGCGCUCGACACGCUCUACUACGGCGAGUUCGGCAGCGCCGGGCCCGGCGCCGCCGCCGCCGGCCGGAGGGUGGCGUGGAGCAGCCAGGUGCCCGAGGACCACGUCGACGCGUACAGCGUCGCCAACUUCAUCCAGGGCCACGAGUGGAUACCCAAAGCGUAGUACACUAGUAGUAAUGCCUGUAGAGAAUGAGAAUGUAUGGUGAACAGUCGUGUCGAGCAACUGGCAUGCCACCACUGACGUUGAGCACUGCAGUUAUAAGAGCAGGUGAAAGAACAAGAAUAAAACCUGCUGUGAUCGA
Panicum hallii is the source of this 2543-nucleotide messenger RNA. RefSeq names its product probable pectinesterase/pectinesterase inhibitor 51. The record is from RefSeq and is a predicted model, not a curated record. Gene Ontology annotation, biological process: cell wall modification. Lineage: Eukaryota; Viridiplantae; Streptophyta; Magnoliopsida; Poales; Poaceae. The transcript has 3 exons. Gene Ontology annotation, molecular function: pectinesterase activity; pectinesterase inhibitor activity. The coding region runs from base 599 to 2404 and encodes 601 amino acids.